AUUUUCAAUCACUUUCCCAAUAAAAAAAUUUAUAUUUCCUUCAUAGCUUACUUUUUAUAUUAGACUUCUUCAUACCUCAAGCUAACUCAAUUAACCUUCAAAAAUACACAUUUCUUCUUCUUCUUCUUCCUCAUUUCUCUCUUCUUUUCAUCUACUAGAAAAUCUUGAAAGAUUAAAGAAGAAUGGCAGAAGCACUUACAGAAGAUCAGAUUACAGAGUUUCGUGAAGCCUUUUGCUUGAUUGACAAGGACUCGGAUGGCUUCAUUACAAUGGAAGAACUAACAACCAUUAUCCAAUCGCUGGAUGGACAUCCUACAAAAGAAGAAGUUCGAGACAUGAUAAGUGAAGUUGAUGUUGAUGGAAAUGGAACAAUAGAUUUUCAGGAGUUCUUGAACAUUAUGGGAAGGAAAAUGAAGGAAAAUGUUUCUGAAGAGCUAAAAGAAGCUUUCAAAGUAUUUGACAGAAACCAGGAUGGAUAUAUAUCAGCUAAUGAGCUAAGGCAAGUGAUGAUAAAUUUGGGAGAGAGAUUAACAGAGGAGGAAGCUGAACAGAUGAUAAGAGAGGCUGAUUUGGAUGGUGAUGGUCUAGUUAGUUAUGAGGAAUUUGCCAGGAUGAUGAUGGCCUUCUAAUCUGUACGAAAAACAUAGAUCAUGAUCCUUGUAUGCUUGGUUCUUUAGUUUUCUUCUUUGCUUGUCAGGUAGAAUUAGAAAGCAAUGAACUCCUCGUUAUAAAGGCA
Hevea brasiliensis (rubber tree) is the source of this 736-nucleotide messenger RNA. RefSeq names its product calmodulin-like protein 8. Lineage: Eukaryota; Viridiplantae; Streptophyta; Magnoliopsida; Malpighiales; Euphorbiaceae. The transcript has 4 exons. The record is from RefSeq and is a predicted model, not a curated record. The coding region runs from base 183 to 629 and encodes 148 amino acids. Gene Ontology annotation, molecular function: calcium ion binding; enzyme regulator activity.